AUGUCUCGCCGCCGCAAAUCGAAGGCCACCGACGCAGCCAACGAUGCUAGCAUCCUCACUGAUUCACCACCUGUCGACAAUCGUUGCUGGGCUACCGGAUUGAAGCUUGCAUUCCUGGAGUCUCGAAUGGAGGAGUGGAGGGAAGUCGAUCAGACGAAGGAAGCGGGGAGCAGGCAUUUGACUGGUAUCUCCGAUUUCUACUCCAACGUCACCACAACCUGGCUCUGCAUGUGGGGAUGGGACCUUCCUGUGGAGGAAGACGCUCCUCCUAUGGUUGAAGACCCCUCCCCGGAAGACCUGAAGGCCGUCAUCAAAUACAAUGGCCUUCCUCCUGACGAAGCUGCUCGAAGGACGAAGCUUUUCAAAGCGCUCCGUGGCCGCCUUCAGCGUUGGUUCCGCCAUCACGGGAAGAAGUCCCUCAAGGCCCUCAAGGCCGACAAGGUCGACCCCCUCACUACGAUCCUCGCCGACUUUAUGGAGGCGACGAUCAAACGUCCGCGACGCAGCUCCCCGCUCCAGUACUACCAGUGCACCUACUACGACACCCGCGUCAAGGCGACGGUUGACGCAGAGUAUAAUAGGCUGCGUGAAGCCGCGUUGUCCUCAGGCCAGACGCCUCCGAUGCACCUUCCCAUCUCCAACGCAGUCACGCAGCGUCUGUUCGAGGCCGAAAGCGAGGACUUCCGGGCCCAGCUACUGGACGAGGCUGAAGCAGACUUCCAGCAGCGCGUCGCCGAGUAUCGGGCCACCUUGGCGAAGCCCUCGCUGCCCAACAGCCCGGAAGAAUAUCACAGCGAGCUUCAGGCUGCUAGCCAAUGGCUCAACACCUUCGCUGAGCAUAUUGCACGGCGGUUGGGUAUGAACAUCUCUCUUUUCCUUGCCAGUCCUAUUGGAGAGAACAGCGGUGACAUUGGGGUACGCUGCAUUCAUGUAGGGAAAUCACCGGGUCUAUUGCCCAAACUGUGGCCCGAGUUUGACGAGGCCGCCUUCACUUCAGUCAGCAAGUCUAUGGCCAAGUUCGCGCGCCUCCAGAUGAAUGUGCCGCUCGUGCCCUACGCCGCACACCUGCAGAAGAUCAGCCACGGCAUCACUUUCCUCGACAAGAAGCCGCUCCACGACCCCCACAAGCCGUGCGACGACGCCUGUCGGCCGCGCAUCCACACCAUACGCCACGCCACGGCGGACCGAAGUAGCUCAACGACGCCCACGGACCGCGCUGCGACGCCCACGGACCGCGCCACGACACCGGCAGACCGCGCCACGACGCCCACAAACCGUUCCGCGACGCCCGCAAGUCGUUCCGCGACGCCCACGCCUGCAGACCGCGCGCCGAUGCUCGCAGACCGUGCCGCGAUGCCCACGGACCGCGCCGCGCCGCCUGUAGACGGCACAACGGUGUUCGCAUCCCACGCGAGGACGUCUGCAAGCCAUGCGGCCAUAGCACCCGCACACCGCGUGGCAACGUCUGCAAAGUGCAUGGCAAAGAAGGCUCCGCCAAUCCCGCUGCUUCCCACCACGUCUCUGCUCACCGGGGCAGCCACAAGAGCUAGCGCGCUGCUUGGCCAUGGACUCUCCUCCACUUUCCCCAGAACUCCUAGUCCUUUGCGUGGCGGGUCGGCUCCCCCGUACGUUGUGGGAGGGCGCUUGGGUGACCCAAUUCCUCCUUCCCCAACAUCUCCGACUUCACCUGCCUGCCCAACCACCCACGCUUCGAGCCACAUCCGUGCAGUGUCGACGCCCGUUCAGUCGUCCUUAUCCCGUGCUCCGUCCAUCCCGCCCAACCUCGACGCGUUCCAAGCGCUUUCGAAUGCGUCUUCUGCCCGCCCUGUGCAAACUGCCCCUGACGACGCGCUGCAGGAAAGCUUUGGACAGCCUUCGCUACUCACUCCCGCUACGGCGCCCACUCCCUCCACUGCACAUGUGCCGCCCUCGGUUCAUCAGUCUUCAAUGACACCAGCCAUCGACGGAGGUGUAGACCUGUCCCCUCUUCACGGCGGCUUUGACGACUGCCCCGACGAUGUGAGACUCAUUGUCCAGUACCUACUCGGUGAGGGCGGGUGGGGCUCGCGCUGGCAUGCUCUCGUCAAGUUGUAUGUGGAUAUCGAGCGCCGGGCCGGAUUCCAACCACGUGGGCGGCUGCCCAAAUCGACCGAGCAUCGUCCACAAGAAGUCGCCGCAUGGAUGAAGCACCACCGCCCGCUUACUGACGUCGACAUUGACAACAUUGACGUCUUCGCUAGCGGCUGGUGGGCCUGGUGGUACAACAAUCAACCUGCCGACCGGCCCAUGGGCGGCGCUGGCUGGUAUACCCCCACGAACGGUUCCACAGCGUUGUGGAUGCAGCUGUGCGUCACGGGCCCGAAUGGACUUGUGCUAUUCCUCCUUACGGCGGCUUGGUGGGGGGCAGCGGUGGAGGAUGCUGAUGCAGAGGCUCAGCAAGACUGGCUCGACGCGCUGGAAGACAUGCUCUACGUCUUCGCCCAAGUAUGGGUAGCUGCAAGGCCAGUCAGCGACGGCAGCAGUGCUGCAGCCCCCGCCCAGCAAAGGAACCGCGGCUUGGAGGUGCCCAGCCGCAUCGGCGCCGUGAAGAAGCGCAAGGUCUAG
Messenger RNA from Trametes versicolor FP-101664 SS1, 2604 nucleotides. RefSeq lists its product as uncharacterized. The transcript has 7 exons. The record is from RefSeq and is a predicted model, not a curated record. Lineage: Eukaryota; Fungi; Basidiomycota; Agaricomycetes; Polyporales; Polyporaceae. Bases 1 to 2604 code for a protein of 867 amino acids.